CAAGCUGAAGCGCCGGCCCCGCACUGUUCGCCCCAGAAAACGCGCGGUGGAAUACUUUCCCUUGGAGUUCGAAACCAAGGAGGGGAAGGGGAGGCGCCGCCCAUGGCCAACUUCUCCAGCCACAUCAAGGAGCUCCGGGAGCUCAUCGCGGCGUCCUCCACCACCACCUCCACCUCCGCGCCCGCGUCCGUCCACUUCGAGGUCAAGCUCCGCGAGGUCCUCCCCAACCUCCUCCGCGACUACGUCGUCCCGUCAUCCCCCACCGCGGACGGGAGGGAGGCCACCGCAGUGCUCAAGCUGCUCUCCUACACGGCCGGGAAAUUCCCGGGGGUCUUCUUCCACGGACGCGCCACCGAUGUCAUCCGCGUCAUUGGCCGUGUCCUCCCCUUCUUUGCGGAGCCCAACUUCCAGUCAAGGCAUGAGAUUAUAUUUGAUACGGUUUGGUCUCUUCUCUCACUUCUUCGCACAGGUGACCGAGAAGCCUACCGGCAGUUCUUCUUGGAUGCCAUGGUUGCAGUACAAGAUGUGCUAUAUGUGGUGGCAUCAAUGCAUGAGGAGAGGGCAAAUGGCGUGCUUAAUGAAAGAUAUUUAGUUAAAUGCCUCUGUGGAUCCUUCUCAGAUAUCUUGGAUUCACCUGGCAUUUUUAGUGAUCUCCCAGACAGCUGCCAGCCUAAGAAUGGAACCGGAGUAUUGAUUGAUCUGACUGGUGAGACCAGGUGGCGACCAUUUUCCACUAUGCUGAUUAAGCUUGUCAACAAUUGUCUUGCAGAUGGGACCCUGUAUGUUGAGGGACUUGUUAACAUGCCAUUUGUUUCUGCUGCUUGUUCUAUUAUCUGCUACGGAGAUGAAUCCCUACACAAGGUUUGUUUUGAUUUUGCACGGAUUGUUGCAACGGUGAUCAAUGUUGAGAUCCUUCCUGUGGAAAACAUUAUUCGUUCGAUUACGUGCAUCUUGAGCCAAGAUGUUAGUGAGCUUUCUGGUAUCAGAGACGCAGGUUAUGACUUUUCAAUGGGUGCCUGUCUUCAUGCACUACAUUCUUCAUGCCAGAGCUAUAUUGUUGAAACUACGGCUUCUGACAUUGUCAAUGUUUUCCUAAGAGCAGUGCAGACCAGCAGAAGCUCAGAGCUUCAGGUUGCAAUGUGCAAUGCAUACAAGAGAAUAGUUGAACUCUGCUCCCCACGAGUAUGGAAACCAGAAAUCCUUUUAAGGCUGCUUUGCUUGCCAAAGCCUUGCCCUAAAUUGGUAGAAUGCAUUCGACUGGUCGUUGACAAAUCUGGCCAGAGUGUUUUAUCUGCAGAUGGCAGUGAUGAUGGAAGCAGCCUAUCAGCAAAAACUGAAGGAUUUGAUUUGCCAAAAGUUGGACGGAAAAGAAUAGCCCUGGAUGAGGAAAACAGUUUACCCAAACGUUUGAAGAUGAAAGAUACAAGAUUUUCUGCUGAUUCAUUUAUGGUCGAUGACUUUCCUCUUGGCGUUCGGCAGGAGCUAGAAAAUAAUCAUGGUUGUGAUUUUCGUGUGCCACUAUAUUCACUCAUUAAUUGCCUGUCACCUGACAAUCAUAUGGCUUAUCCAUUGGAGCCAGCGAUUGCUAUUCAAGUGCUUAGUCUGUUGUGCCUUUCGUUAUGUGUUUAUCCAAAGACAAAUCUGUUUAGUAGAAUUUGUAAGCAAGUCCUUUCCUGGAUUCCUUGGAUCUGCAAGCAGGCAACCAAGAUACACUCAUUUUCCUUUGAUGUGUCACUUUAUUUCGAAGCUGUUCAGACUGUAAUACUUCUCCAAUCAUUUCUUCCAGGACACAUUAAAUUGUUUGAAGAUGAACCUUCGUUGAUUGGUAAUGGUUGUACAGAUUUUGAAUAUCCAAGAUAUGCUGAUUUUAUUAACUUGCUGAAACUGGUGUGGGAUGAUGGUUAUGCUGCCUCUCCAACGUAUUCGGAUAAGUUAAAAUGCCUUGCAGUACAGAUUAUUGCUAAAAUUGGCAGCAGGCUGAAUGCUGAGUGUGAUCUUGAAGUCCUCGAAUUGGCUAUCCAAAGUGAAACUACAGAACUUCAAAAUGAGGCUCUUAUGUCGUUACCCAUUGUUGUAUUGUACUCUGGUCCUAAGAUGCUUGGAGCUAUGUUCAGGAAGCUUGAGACAAUUGGUACUUUAGGACUCAAGAAACUGUGGAAAAGUAUUGCCAUUUCACUUGGUUUUCUUUCUUGCUUAAAUGGAACCACUGAUUGCACUGACAACGUGGGUAAUCGUUGCAAACUUUUCCUGUCCAAGCACUGUGAACUGCCAACCUUGACAUCGAAUCUCUUAGGAGGUUUCUGGUGCCCUCAGUGUGAUGUCAGAACUAACCUCAUUGAAGAGCAAAUUCCUGUUGUGGACAUUGCACUUUUGGAAGAUAAAAAUAUUGACUUCAGAAUUAACAUGUUCAAGGCCCACUCUCUUUUCUUCAAGUUCCUUUAUGGAGAGACUUCUGAGGAGUGUAUAGUUUCUGUAGUUGAAGUUUUGCCUCGAAUAUUGAAACAUUCUAGCAGGGAGGUUCUGCUUGAUACGGAAUUUCAGUGGGUACAGUGUGUUGAUUUUCUCCUACUACAUGAAAUGAAAGCUGUCAGAGAUGCAUUCUCUAGCAUAGUGUCCUGCUUCUUGGAAACAACUGUGAUGGAUAUUUUGUUUUCUGAUGGAAUGGGGAUGAGUGAAGGGACAAACGGAAUUAAAUUUAUGGACAAAAUAAAGAGUGCUUUCACUGAAGUUGAAGAUCCCCAGAUUCUACUUACUCUUUUGGAAUCAACUGCAGCAAUUAUGAAAGCUAGUGAUAUUCAUGGGGAGGUUUUUUUCUGCUCAUUUGUAUUGCUUAUUGGACAGCUUGGUAAUCACGAUUAUGUUGUAAGGAUUACUGCAUUGAGACUAGUUCACAGAUGCUGCACAUACUGUUUCAAAGGAGGACUAGAACUCUUCCUUUCAAAGUAUUUCCAUGUUAGAGAUAAUCUAUAUGAUUAUCUGUCAUCUAUACUUUUGACACAUCCCGUAGUGAUUAGUGAAUUUGCUGAAUCUGUUCUUGGGAUUAAGACUGAAGAGCUGAUCAGGAGAAUGGUUCCAUCAAUUAUACCAAAACUUAUUGUGUCUCACCCCAACAAUGACCAAGCAGUUGUUACUCUGCAUGAACUGGCAAAUCAUCUAAACAAUGAGCUAGUUCCAUUGAUUGUUAAUUCACUGCCUAAAGUGCUCUCCUUCGCUCUAUUCUAUGAAGAUGGACAUCAUCUGUCAUCUGUUCUAGAAUUUUAUCACAACGAAACAGGAACUGAUAACAAAGAGAUAUUUUCAGCUGCUUUACCGACACUGCUUGACGAAAUCAUAUGUUUUCCUGGGGAAUCUGACCAGAUUGAGACAGAUAAAAGGAUGGCAAAGAUUAUACCAACUAUUCAGAAUAUUGCAAAAAUUUUAACAGGCAAUGAUAACCUUCCUGAGUUUUUGAAGAAUGAUUUUGUUCGGCUUCUCAACAGUAUUGACAAGAAGAUGCUUCAUUCUGAUGAUAUGAAGCUUCAGAAGCAAGCUCUCCAGCGUAUAAGGAAACUAGUUGAGAUGAUGGGGCCCUAUUUAAGUACACAUGCACCAAAGAUUAUGGUUCUGUUGAUUUUUGCCAUUGAUAAGGAAACUCUUCAAAUGGAUGGCCUAGAUGUACUGCACUUUUUCAUCAAGCGAUUGGCUGAGGUAUCAUGUACCAGUAUAAAGUAUGUUAUGUCCCAAGUUGUAGCUGCAUUCAUUCCCUCUUUAGAAAGGUGCAGAGAAUGCCCUUUGGUGCAUCUGGGCAAAAUCGUUGAAAUCCUGGAAGAACUUGUAGUUAAAAACAGUAUCUUGCUUAAACAACAUAUACGCGAAUUGCCAUUGUUACCUAGCUUACCAUCUUUGUCAGAAGUAAACAAAGUAAUACAACAAGCCAGAGGAUUGAUGACUCUGCAAGAUAAUCUAAAGGAUGCUGUCAAUGGUCUUAACCAUGAGAGCUUAAAUGUAAGGUACAUGGUAGCAUGUGAGUUAAAUAAACUAUUCAAUGAUAGAAGGGAUGACGUAACUUCUCUCAUUAUUGGUGAAGAUAUUGCUGAUUUGGAUAUAAUAAGCUCUUUAAUAAUGGCUUUACUCAAAGGAUGUGCAGAGGAAUCAAGGACAGUUGUUGGCCAGAGAUUGAAACUAGUUUGUGCAGAUUGUCUUGGUGCACUUGGAGCUGUUGAUCCUGCUAAGUUUAAGGUAAUGUCAUGUGAGCGCUUUAAGAUUGAAUGUUCAGAUGAUGAUCUUAUAUUUGAGUUGAUCCACAAGCAUCUUGCAAGGGCAUUCAGAGCUGCUUCUGACACCACGGUACAAGAUUCUGCUGCAUUGGCUAUUCAAGAGCUACUAAAAUUGGCAGGCUGUCAAUCUUUACCUAAUGAAGGUAACAGGAAGGAAUCAAGUAGUUGUGAGAUGAGCAAAAGGGGUCAGAGGUUGUGGGGGCGUUUUUCUAGUUAUGUUAAGGAAAUUAUUGCACCUUGCUUGACUUCAAGAUUUCAUCUUCCUAGUGUGAAUGAUGCUACUUUAGCUGGUCCAAUAUACCGCCCAACAAUGUCUUUCAGGAGGUGGAUAUAUUAUUGGAUUAGGAAGUUGACUUCCCAUGCAACUGGGUCACGUAGUGGUAUAUUUGGUGCAUGCCGUGGAAUUGUUCGGCAUGACAUGCCAACCGCAAUAUAUCUCCUACCGUACUUGGUAUUAAAUGUUGUUUGCUAUGGAACACCUGAGGCUCGUCAAAGCAUUACUGAGGAAAUCUUGUCUGUCCUCAACGCCGCUGCUUCAGAAAGUAGUGGAGCUAUUGUUCAUGGUAUUACUGGAGGACAGAGUGAGGUCUGUAUCCAAGCUGUCUUCACUUUACUUGAUAAUCUUGGGCAAUGGGUUGAUGACCUCAAACAGGAAAUCGCUUUAUUCCAAUCUAAUCAAGCAAUGGCUGGAAGGCAUGGAGGUAAAGUGAAAGAUGGAAGGUACUCUAUGUAUGACCAAGAUCAAUUGCUGGUGCAGUGCAGCAAUGUUGCUGAGCUGUUGGCUGCUAUUCCUAAAGUCACUCUAGCUAAGGCAUCGUUUAGAUGCCAAGCUCAUGCCCGCGCUCUAAUGUACUUUGAAUCUCAUGUCCGUGAAAAGUCUGGCUCCUCAAAUCCAGCCGCAGACUGUAGUGGUACCUUUUCAGAUGAUGACAUCUCUUUUCUGAUGGAAAUAUAUGGAGGAUUGGAUGAGCCUGAUGGCCUCUUAGGUUUAGCUAAUCUGAGGAAAUCAUCAAACCUACAAGAUCAACUAAUCAUCAAUGAGAAAGCUGGGAAUUGGGCUGAAGUACUAACAUUAUGUGAACAGUCUUUGCAAAUGGAACCUGAUUCUGUCCAUAGACAUUGUGAUGUUCUCAAUUGUUUGCUAAACAUGUCUCAUCUUCAAGCCAUGAUUGCACAUGUGGAUGGUUUGGUGUAUAGAAUACCUCAAUCUAAGAAAAUUUGGUGCAUGCAAGGGGUACAAGCAGCAUGGAGAUUAGGGAGAUGGGAUCUCAUGGAUGAAUAUCUAGCCGAGACAGGCAAAGGUUUGGUGUGCAGAAGUUCUGAGAACAACGCUUCUUUUGACAUGGGCCUUGCCAAGAUAUUCAAAGCAAUGAUGAAAAAAGAUCAGUUUAUGGUUGCUGAAAAAAUUGCCCAGUCCAAGCAAGCAUUGCUUGUACCUUUGGCUGCAGCUGGCAUGGACUCGUACAUGCGUGCAUAUCCUUACAUAGUUAAGCUCCAUAUGCUGCGUGAAUUAGAAGACUUCAACUCCCUUCUGGGAGAUGAGUCAUUUCUUGAUAAGUCGUUUAGUGCAGAUGAUCCUAAGUUUCUGAAGUUAACAAAGGAUUGGGAAAACCGUUUGAGAUGUACACAACCAUCUCUGUGGGCCAGGGAGCCAUUGCUUGCUUUCCGUAGGAUGGUUUAUAAUCUAAGUCAUAUGAAUGCUCAAGCUGGGAACUGCUGGCUACAAUAUGCAAGGCUCUGCCGCUUAGCUGGUCACUACGAGACAGCCCACCGUGCAAUACUGGAAGCAGACACUUCAGGUGCUUCUAAUGCUCACAUGGAGAAGGCAAAGUACCUCUGGAAUAUACGGAAGUCUGAUAGUGCUAUAGCUGAACUUCAGCAAACACUUCUAAACAUGCCUGCGAACGUUCUGGGAGAUGCUGUCCUUUCAUCCCUCUCUAGCCUUUCUCUUGCUUUGCCAAAUGCACCCCUCUCUGUGACACAAGGACCAAAAGAGAACCCAGAUAUAUCCAAAACCCUCCUCCUCUACACUAGAUGGAUCCACUAUACUGGGCAAAAGCAGAGCAAUGAUAUCAAAUCUCUAUAUUCUAGGGUAACAGAUUUGCGGCCCAAGUGGGAAAAGGGUUUCUUCUGCAUAGCUAAGUUCUACGAUGAUUUGCUUGUUGAUGCUAGGAGACGCCAAGAAGGUAAGAAAAUUGCAUCUGGAGUUGGACCUGUCCCGCCUAGCUCUACUGGCUCUUUAAGUACAGCAACUGAAGAGAAGCCUUGGUGGGAUAUACUUCCAGUAGUCUUAAUACAAUAUGCAAGAGGACUUCACAGAGGACAUAAGAAUCUUUUCCAAGCACUACCACGACUGCUUACUCUUUGGUUUGAAUUUGGAAGCAUAUAUAUCCGGGAUGGAUCUUCCUCCAACAAACCCAUGAAAGAAGUUCAUAUAAAGUUGUUAGGCAUUAUGCGCGGUUGUUUGAAAGAUCUACCAACAUAUCAGUGGCUAACUGUGCUGUCUCAGUUGAUCUCCCGCAUCUGUCAUCAAAAUAUUGAAGUUGUCAAAAUAGUCAAAUGCAUCAUCACAUCUAUUAUACGGGAGUACCCUCAGCAGGCUCUGUGGAUGAUGGCUGCAGUGUCAAAGUCAACAGUUGCUGCAAGACGAGAUGCUGGUGCUGAAAUAUUACAAUCAGCAAAGAAGGGCUGUCGGCGUGGUAGUGACAGCAUUGCUUUGUUCACACAGUUCCCUUCUCUGAUAGAUCAUCUGAUUAAGCUGUGCUUUCAUCUGGGGCAGCCUAAGGCAAGGACAAUAAAUAUCUCAACAGAGUUCAGUUCCUUGAAAAGAAUGAUGCCAUUGGGAAUUAUCUUACCCAUCCAGCAGGCUCUAACUGUGACUCUACCAUCAUAUGAUACAAAUAUGACAGAUCAAUCAGCUUUUCAUCCUUUUUCAGUUUCUGAGCAUCCCACUAUAGCCGGAAUAGCUGAUGAUGCAGAGAUCCUUUCCUCCCUUCAGAAACCAAAGAAGGUUGUGUUCAUUGGAAGUGAUGGAAUCGCUCGACCAUUUCUAUGCAAACCAAAGGAUGAUCUUAGGAAAGAUUCUCGCAUGAUGGAGUUCAAUGCAAUGAUCAACCGUCUUCUCUCCAAAGUUCCCGAGAGCCGCAGGAGAAAGCUUUAUAUUAGAACCUUUGCAGUGGUUCCGCUUACAGAAGAUUGUGGAAUGGUAGAGUGGGUUCCCAAUACUCGUGGUCUUCGGCAAAUUCUUCAGGAUAUCUACAUAACUUGUGGAAAAUUUGAUAGGAUGAAAACAAACCCACAAAUCAAGAAGACAUAUGAUCAAUGGCAGGAUAAAAUGCCUGCCGAAAUGCUGAAGACUAAAAUCCUACCAAUGUUCCCUCCAGUUUUCAACAAAUGGUUCUUGACUACAUUUUCUGAACCGGCCGCAUGGUUCCGUGCCAGGGCAGCAUUUGCGCAUACAACCGCAGUUUGGUCAAUGGUUGGGCAUAUUGUUGGGCUUGGUGAUAGGCAUGGUGAAAACAUCCUUCUCGAUUCAACAACUGGAGACUGUGUUCAUGUGGAUUUCAGUUGCUUGUUUGACAAGGGUUUGCUGCUUGAGAAGCCUGAGGUGGUGCCAUUCAGGCUUACACAAAACAUGGUUGAUGGUUUGGGCAUCACUGGAUACGAGGGCGUGUUUGUGAAGGUCUGUGAAAUUACUCUGUCAGUUCUGAGAACUCACAAGGAGGCACUCAUGACAGUUCUUGAGACCUUUAUCCAUGAUCCGCUAGUGGAGUGGACCAAAUCUCAUAAAUCCAGUGGGGUGGAAGUCCAUAACCCACAUGCACAGAGGGCCAUUAGUAACAUAACAGAGAGGCUCAAGGGAGUUGUGGUAGGCGUCAACGCUGCUCCCUCUCUUCCACUUUCUGUGGAAGGCCAAGCACGCCGCCUGAUUGCGGAAGCAGUCUCCCACAGCAACCUCGGCAAGAUGUACAUUUGGUGGAUGGCUUGGUUCUAACAGGUCUCUCCUUCCAUCCCCUGCUUAUUAUAUGUUCUUUUAUUUUUGUUUGACCUGGAAGAGGUAGGCAGGAGGAACCAGAGGGCAGCUAGCUACUGGCAUUUUGUAGCCAGCCCGCUAGCUGUCAUAUUCCUGUGACUUCCUAUCAAUGCAUGUCACUGAACAUACUCUUGGCCUCUUGGGCCGUCCACAGUAUUAAUAUUAUCAUUGCUAUUAUUAAGAUCAUAUUAUAUGUUAGCAAGAAAACAUUUUCAGUGGCAUUCUGGGAAACCUGUCACGCUAAUAUUUAAAAGUGAUACGUGAGGAUAUU
Messenger RNA from Oryza brachyantha (malo sina), 8560 nucleotides. Its product is annotated as serine/threonine-protein kinase ATR. Bases 103 to 8250 code for a protein of 2715 amino acids. Gene Ontology annotation, molecular function: protein serine/threonine kinase activity; protein binding. Gene Ontology annotation, cellular component: nucleus. Gene Ontology annotation, biological process: protein phosphorylation; DNA damage checkpoint signaling; telomere maintenance. The record is from RefSeq and is a predicted model, not a curated record. Lineage: Eukaryota; Viridiplantae; Streptophyta; Magnoliopsida; Poales; Poaceae. The transcript is spliced from 15 exons.